This is a messenger RNA of Carica papaya (papaya), 1437 nucleotides long. It is a transcript of the gene MYB108, whose product is annotated as myb domain protein 108. Gene Ontology annotation, molecular function: DNA-binding transcription factor activity; sequence-specific DNA binding. The record is from RefSeq and is a predicted model, not a curated record. Lineage: Eukaryota; Viridiplantae; Streptophyta; Magnoliopsida; Brassicales; Caricaceae. Gene Ontology annotation, cellular component: nucleus. Gene Ontology annotation, biological process: regulation of DNA-templated transcription.
UUCUCCAUUUUCAAAACCUAUCCAACUCUCUAUCUAUAAAAACCCACCUUCUCUGUCUAAUCCCCUAUCCUCAUCUCUCUCUCUCUCUCUCUCUCUUUCUCUCUCUAUAUAAACACACCCAAUAUAUAUAUAUAUAUAGAGAACAAGAAAUCCGUCUGUGUGUCUAUAUAUACAAACACAGACAAACAGACCAUUCUCUCGUUUCAAUGUUCAAUCAGUCUUUUUCUCCAUUAGAGGGUGGCAUGGAGAUCGUGGAAGGAUUCUGUAACAGCAACAACAACAACAAGACAAUUACAGGCAUUAAUCAUGAUGAUCAGGAUGACGAUCAUCAAGAAGACAUGGAAGAAUUAAGGAGAGGUCCUUGGACUGUUGAAGAAGACUUUAAGCUCAUCAAUUACAUAGCUAGCCAUGGCGAAGGAAGAUGGAACUCCCUCGCUCGCUGUGCAGGUCUGAAACGAACCGGAAAAAGCUGCAGAUUACGGUGGCUCAAUUAUCUCCGCCCUGAUGUUCGACGUGGAAACAUCACUCUUGAAGAACAACUCUUGAUUCUCGAACUCCAUUCUCGUUGGGGAAACAGAUGGUCAAAAAUCGCUCAACACUUGCCGGGAAGAACAGACAACGAGAUAAAGAACUACUGGAGAACCCGUGUCCAGAAACACGCCAAGCAGCUCAAAUGCGACGUCAACAGCAAGCAGUUCAAGGACACUAUGCGCUACUUAUGGAUGCCUCGCCUCGUCGAACGCAUUCAAGCCGCCGCCGCAGCCACCGGAAACGAUCACCGCCGUUUGAUCUCCACGGCGGACAACAUCGACGGCGGUACGGUUCAACAAUUCGCCGGCGGUUCUGGGAUCCUCACGACGAACAACAAUGAUAAUAACCACUACGGGACACCCAGUUACACGCCGGAGAAUUCGAGCACGGCGGCGUCUUCGUCGGAGCAGUCGUUUGGGGCGCAGGUAUCGCCGGGAUCGGAGUUGACGGACUAUUAUACUAUCCCGGUUAACGAUAACCCUAACACGGAUAACUAUUUCCAGGCUAACAACGGCGGGGAAGUUGGAUACUCAGAGUCGUUGGUCAGUACUUGCGGGAAUUACUUCAACGGCGGAUUAGGGUUUGAAGGUUUCGAUCAGAUGGACUGCCAGCCGAAUCACAACAGUAAUAAUAAUGGUUCUUGGAGCUUCCUGGACAGCCUUUGGAAUGUUGAUGAUGCAUGGUUUUCACAACAACCAUUCAACAUGUGAAAACUCAAUUUAUUGAUGUUUUAGGAAAAUUCAAUUAGCUGAAAACCCAAAAAAUACAUAUAUAUAUAUAUAUAUAUAUACAUACAGGAUUUCAUGAUAGGACAGAGGAGUCUAGAUUAUAUCAUAAUUAAACCUAGGGAAAUUCAAUUGUGAAUUUGAUCAGGUUUGAUUAUUUAGAUUAUUGUGAAUUAUUUUC